AGUUUUCGCGGUACAGUCAGAUUGCGUGUUGGUUCGUACUAACCAUCCACUGUAUUGUAUGUUUAGCUCUUCUAUGGAGAAUAAUGAAACUUUCAAAAAUGAUUAUGAUUUAUAUUGAAAACAUACACACUUUUCUGUUUCGUAUAUGUAGUACGUAUUCACUAACACCCUGCAUAUGAACAAUUUGUCCUUAACCUCAAACCUACUCUGGUAAUCUUCAACGUAUUUCUAAGGUUUAGGAUUUUAAUUCAUAUACUAAAUGCACACAAGUACUGCCACAACUGAGCAUCAAUUGAUGCUCAGUUGUGCAGUACUUUUUAGUCUAAGCUGAAAAUCUGCUACGCAAAUAAGUAAGAUUGCUAGAAGGAACGAAAAUGGGUUAACGAGAGUAGUACAUGAUAAAGGGGACAGUUAAGCUAAGAAUGCAAUCAAUAAUUAUUUUAGUCAAAGGAGUUCCUUUCCUUUGCUUUGAGAAAAGUUAAAGAAAACUGGAUCUUCCCUUUUAAACAAUAUUUACAGUGUGUAGAGUAGUAUGGCAACUUCUCUUUCUUUUCACAUAUCACAUUUCCCUUCCUUUAUUUCCAAUUUCCACUUGGUGUUUAUUAAACCUUUUGUUUAAGUGAAUGAAUAUAUGUGAUCGGGAUUAUCUAAAUAUAUUACCUCUUAUAUCAGUUUUCAGAUCAACUGUCUUUCUUAUUGCACCAUCGAAAUGAAAUGGAUUAUUGAGGAACAUUAUAAUAACAUCCUUUAUUUGAGUUUCAACUUGAUUUUCGCGACAUGAGAUCAUUUUUGAUCAAUUCUGUUGUGUAUCGUAUAUUUCGACGAAAUUUCACUUUAUCUAGUGCUUAUUUGAAUCUCACGUUCACAAGUGCAGAUGAGCGGGUUUCUUUAAAUUUCACUUUUAUAACAAAUGUAUUAUUGGUUUGCUAGCAACCAGAUUUCUCUGAAAUUGGUUAUGAUACUGUCAUAGUCCUUUUUCUAUAUAUGCGCUUUGAUAUUGAGUUUUCGGCUGUUGUGGUUGAUCCCUCCUCACAGUUAAACCUGACUGCUCUGACGUGUGUUAAUUUAGUAAAAAAUAAAAGGGGUUGGGUGGUAUAUGUCAGUUAUGAGGAUUUGCAAUGCUAUAAAAGUCCUACCACACCUCAGAAAUAUCAAUCGAAGAUGUGGAUAUGCCGUGCUUCACUGAAUAGUUCUGAUAUUUUAGGACCUGUUGCAAAAGCUAAACUCUCAAGUGCAAGUCAUAUAGUCGUAAGUGCUCAUGUUCUCUAUAAAUGAAGGUAGUAAAGACGCAUUAUAAGUGAUAUUUUAUCUACGUAUCGUUAAUAUUGGGUUAUCUGUAAGAAUGAAACCUUAAAAAGUGUUUAUUUUUUAGCCUUUUUGGGAUCAAGAACCAUAAAGUCUUCACAUCAUUCAGACUUGCAUAUCCUUUGUCUGUCGGUCAAACAAAAUAACGUAGAAUUUGACUAAAAUAUAUUGAUACACGUUGCCAUACUUCACUAGUAGAGUCAUGAAUAAGGUACUGCAUAAUAGAGAAGUUGAGGAAAUAGGAAGGUGUUUAUGGUGAUAAGAAGACUAAACAUAUAGAAAUAAGUAAGUUAUAAAACGCCGCGUUAGUUAAUGGUGGAACCUUCUUAAAAUUCCAGUACCUUGAUGUUUUUACUUCGGAGUAAUGUCUCGUUCUCACGACUUAGUUAGGGCUGAGACACUGUCUGGGUGCUCGAGUCGAAGCAGGCGAUUUUAUUAGGGGACCAUACCCUAAGCUUUUGGUAUAUAGGUCUAAAGGUAGUGGAGCAAAGUCAGGAGAUGCGGUCUCACGGUAGCCGGUGAGCAACAGUAGGUUCUUACGCCAUUUGUUCCCUCAGGAUCCUAGAGCCCAUGUAACCAAUAGCUUGUGAUCAUGGUUUUCGAACUCCAUUAGAUGUAUCCGUACCCGCCAACCUAGCUAAGGCACUGAAGACUCACUUUUCUUCUUCUUGAUUACAAAUAAUACCAUCACCACGAGUAAGCAAUGAUUAGGACACCCUAUGCAGUAGAUGUAUGCGUGAGGCCAUGUGAGAGCAUUUUGAGAGGGGCCACAACCGGAGCCUUCGAUCUAAAGGCCUAAUCCACAAGGCAGUGGAGCAACGUCGGGAGAUGAAGUCCCAUGGUAGCCGGUGACUGACGAUUAGUUCAUACGUCAUUUGUUACCUCAGGAUCCUGGAGCCCAUGUUCACCAUUGGUUUGAAAUCAGGGUUUCCCGACUCCCCUAGAUGAACUUUCCGUGUCCACCAAUCCGGUUAAAGCGCCGGACAUUCGCUUUUCGUCCUCUCAAUUUCGUGAACAACAGUAAUGCCACGAUAAGGCAAUAAGUAGGACUUCCUUGACAGAGGCUGUAUACGCGUGGCCAUUCGAGAGGAAGAGCGGACUCUCCCCACUCUUGGCCGUACCAGGGCAUUUGGGGGCAUAAACUUUAAAAACGUGUAUUCUUUUUCUAUUACAUCCAUUAAAUAACCGAGAUUGUUGUUUCACAACAUAAAGCAGUCGUAUUACUUUUCCACUCUAUAGGUGCGUUCAUGUAAACGUUAUUAUUGUCCCAUAGUUACCUUCAUUAAAAGUUCAUGAAAGAUAAGGGUCUUUCCAAACCUACUUUAUACCCUUCAUUUCUCUGUCUGUGCUGAACUUAUUUUCACACUCUCGCUGCUUUCUAAAAAUAGACUUGUAUUAAGAAGUUUUAUUCGAUACUUCUGUUUUAUCCACUACUGAUAAAAAAAUUCAAUUUCAGAGUAAAGACACAUUGAUGGUUUCUUCAGCUACAGAAGAAUUGUUUGCGUGGGGUUCGUGCGAAGAAGGACAACUAACUUUAGAUAAAAAUGAUGCUUACCAGAUUCUUAUCCCAAAAGCAUUAGAUGUCCGGAAUCUACCCACAUUGAUACAAAUCACUUGUGGAUACACACAUACAGUCUUUCUAACUAUUGACGGGGAAGUAUACAGCUGUGGGUGCAAUGAGUUUCAGCAGUUAGGUCACGGACAAUCUGGUGGUCAGUUAGCAAAAGUAGUUGCUUUAGAACACUACAGAAUAAUAAGUGUAGCUUGUGGAGCAUACCAUAAUGCUGCCAUUACCUAUAAUGGACUUUUAUUUACUUGGGGCUGCAACUCCAAUGGACAACUUGGUCGUGAAGGAGAUGACACAGGAGUUAAGCUAGUUCGAGCACUAUCGGAUCAUAAAGUUGUUCAGGUUAGCCUAGGUGUAGAACACACACUUGUCUUAACAGAUACUGCUCGUGUAUUCGCAUUCGGUUCCAAUCUUAAAGGCCAAUUAGGUCUAGGUUAUAGUUCAGAACAAUCUAUAUCAAUACCUCAACAAAUUCUGUGUCUUUCCGGUUUACCUGUCCGACGUAUAGUUGCAGGCGGUUGGCAUAGUUUUGUUCUAACUGUCAGUGGUUCACUUUAUGCUUGGGGAUCUAACAAUUAUGGCCAACUUGGCUUAUCAUAUUUUGGCUCUUCACCUAAUGAUCAUCAAAAUGAAUUGACAUUAAAGUGUGGUUCCAUUGGUAGUACCAGUGUUGAUGAUGAACAAUCGAAAAAUCGUCCAUUUUCACCACUUGAUACAAGUCUAAGUAAUGUAUCUAUUCCAACUUUUGUGAAAACCUUACGGGGUUGUGAAGUUGUUUAUUUGGCUUGUGGUGAAACACAUACAGUUGCACUUACUCGAGAUGGUGGCGUUUUCACCUUCGGUGCUGGGAGAUAUGGUCAAUUAGGUCAUAAUGAAUCAACUAUCGGUAUAUCUGUACCACGUAAAAUUACUGAAUUUAUGGGUAAUGUUGUCACUCAAAUAGCUUGUGGUCGAUUUCAUACAUUGGCGUUAGUUCCCAAGACUGGUCGAUUAUUUGCAUUUGGUCAGGGCACCAAUGCACAACUUGGUAUGGGUGACACAAAAAAUCGUUUAUUACCAUGUCCAGUUAAAGGACGCUGGGUUUCAUCCCAUAAAUCCAGUAGUAAUGAAUCUACUGUUAUUACCGAUUCUUCUUCCAGUAAACCUUAUAUAAUUCGUCGAAUAUUCUCCGGUGGUGAUCAUACUUAUUUGUUAGCCCAAAUGUAUCAAGCUGGUGAAACAGUGGAUCCUGAUGAUUUACGCAAUUGGAAUCGUUCAUCAUUACAAUCCAUUCUUACUAUUUGUCCUGAGAUUGUAGAACAACUUCGAAACGCUCAUACUGCCCUAGCACUUCCACCUCCAAUUUCUCGAUCUAUAUCACUUUCUUCAUCUCGUCCAUUAACAUCAUCACUCAGUUCUACAUCAAAUGAACCAAUGGCAAUUGUUUCAAAGGUUGAAUCUGUAUUUUCCUCUUUAGGUUGUUUAUCAGCAAGUUGUCUUGAAGAAAAGGAGCCAAACAGUCAUUUUAAAACAGAUCGAGAGGAACAUGGUGUAGAUUUAGACUUAGCUUGUAAACUGCAGUCACAAAUUUUUCAUAUUCUUCCGAAAAGAGAUUUAAAACGCUUGAUUAACAAACUGUUGGAUAAUGUGUUGUCAACAUCACGUCUUAACUAUCCUAGUAUUGAAUGUCUCCGAGGUCUAAUGUUUCUCUCUGUAUCUGAUUUACUAAAUAUGCCUCGAAAACCAAUUAUGGACGAAGCAGUCUCUGACGUGAACAACAUAGAUAUCACAUCAGAAAAGAAUACAAAUUUUGAACCGUAUCCUGUUCUGAGCGCAGGAUUUUCUACUCCUGGUUUGGUGUUGAAUGCUUAUUCAGUUGCUAUCAAUAGACUUGAUCCAGCACCUUCAAAAAUAUUAGAUCGAUGGUUUACGAAAAUGCAACCGCGUUAUCUGAAAAAAUUAGUUCUGAAUUUGAAUAAUUUAAUUUCAUAUAUAUUGGACAUGGAACCAGCUUCAGCGUAUAGUCAGCGUAAAUUAAAAGAAGAAAGUAUCCGUCAAGCAUUGGAAUUUAUGAAACGCUUACAUCGAGUUAAUGAAAAUCAUCCCAAUCCAAUCUCUUAUAAUACUUUUUAUCUUACAUCGUUGAAAGAUAAAAUUAAUGUAGGAAGUGCAUUCGUAAAUUGGUUACAAGAAUGUAAUUCCGGUGGAAUGCGUUUCUUUUCAUUCUGCGAUUAUCCAUUUGUAUUUGACGCUGCAUCCAAAGCUGAAAUGCUUAAUAUUGAAGCUCGUUUAACAAUGCAACAAGCUAUGUCACAAGCGCAGCAAUCUGCUAUCUUUCAAAGUCUACUUUCACCAUUUAUUGGUACACGUAUGUAUGAUGGCAGUACAUCAUCACCGUACUUCACUAUUAUUGUUCGACGUGAUAAUAUUCUUCAAGAUACACUUUCUAAUUUGACAAUGGCUAAUCCUGCUGACUUCAAAAAGUUACUUAGGGUGAAAUUCGAAAAUGAAGAAGCUGUAGAUGAAGGUGGUGUAAUGAAAGAAUUUUUCUUGUUAGUUAUGCGAGAUUUACUCAAUCCUGUGUACGGUAUGUUUCGUUGUUAUCCAGAAUCUCGAAUGUUAUGGUUUAGUGAAUCAACAAUGGAAAGUGAAAAUGUCUUCCUAAUGGUCGGUAUCCUAUGUGGCUUAGCUAUUUACAAUUCUAUUAUUGUUGAUUUAAGUUUUCCAUUAGCGAUGUUUCGUAAAUUGUUAGGUGAAACACCAGGAUUAGAUGAUCUAAAAGAAUUGGAUCCAAUUGUUGGUCGUUCUUUACAAGAAUUACUGGAUUAUGAUAAUGCGGAUUUGGCUGAUGUGUUCUGUUUGAAUUUCACUGUUACAAUUGAUUAUUUUGGUAUGAAUAAAAUCAUUCCCCUAAUGGAAGAUGGUGAAAAUAUAAUUGUUACUCAAGAGAAUAAAAGUUUAUAUGUUGAGAAAUAUGUUCAAUAUGUAUUUCAGAAAUCAUGUGAAACACCAUAUAAGGCAUUUGAAAAAGGAUUUCUUCAAGUCUGUGGUGGUUAUUCAUUGAAAUUGUUUCAACCAUCUGAAUUACAGUCUUUAGUUGUAGGCUCAGAAGUAGUAAACUGGGAUGAACUUCGUCAGAAUACAACAUAUCAAGGUAUCUACUGGGAUCGACAUCAAGUGAUUAUAUGGUUUUGGGAUGUAUUAUUAUAUGAUUUUACUAUUGAAGAGAAAAAGAAAUUUUUACGUUUUCUUACCGGUUGUGAUCGUGUACCGAUUGUUGGUUUUAGUGGUGUAAAGAUUACAAUUCAACCAAAUAAUAGUGGUGAUGAUUUUUUGCCUGUAGCACAUACAUGUGCUAAUCUAUUAGAUUUACCACAAUAUAGUUGUAAAGAGAUAUUAGCUAAAAAAUUAUCAUUAGCUAUUCAACAAACAGAAGGUUUCGGUUUAGUUUAAUAUAAAAAUUGUCAAUUUAUUAUUCUCUUGGUUUUAAUUUUUUUUUUUAAUUUUCAAAUUCAGUUACCAUGGGGUGCAUGUAUGUGUGUGUGUAGAUAUUGCAUAAUUACUUCUUUUCUAUUAUUAUUAUAUAUGUAAAUUUACUGUAAAUUCCAUAUACCCUCUGGAAUAGAUAUAUACUAUUGACUAGAAAGAUUAUUAUUUUCCUUAUAAAUCUAUUUCAAUAUUGUAUAUCUGUUACCUUUUGUUUUCUUUUUCUUUUUUUUCUUCUCUUUCUUCACUCUGAUUUUGUGUGUGUGUGUGUGUGACUGAUUCUUGUAUGGUGUUGUAUUCUUUCUAAUCUCUUCUUUUUGCUUGUAAAAGUUCUAUUUAAAGAGAAGAACUAGUCUGUUUAACUCUUCAUUACAUGCAGACUGCAACUAUCCUUUUUUUCUGUCGAAUAGUUUACAAGUUUCAAUGGAAUUGAAGCAAUGAAUUAAAAUGAAUCUGUUUGUUUUCGAUAACGUAAUAAGAAGACGAAGAUUAUCAGAACUAUGUGAUGAGAUUAUUAUUAUUAGCUUUAUUCAAUAUUAUAUUAUUUGGUACAAAAUCGAAUUCUCAGCAUAAAGUAUUUCAACAUGUUUA
Molecule: messenger RNA, 6928 nt
Organism: Schistosoma rodhaini
Lineage: Eukaryota; Metazoa; Platyhelminthes; Trematoda; Strigeidida; Schistosomatidae
Source: the annotation of a GenBank genome assembly